Linum tenue is the source of this 768-nucleotide messenger RNA. The record is from the annotation of a GenBank genome assembly. NCBI's taxonomy places the organism in Eukaryota, Viridiplantae, Streptophyta, Magnoliopsida, Malpighiales, Linaceae.
AACAAACACUUUGUUCGACAGACUACGCAAAUCCAUUUUUAGGUGAUAAGCAAAUAAUGGACCAGUCGCAGCACCAGCAGCACGGCGGCACAAUGCAGCAGCAGCAGCCCCGGUCUUACCAAGUGGUCAAGGCUGCCACUGCGGCCACCGCUGGAGGAUCGAUGCUCGUCCUUUCGGGCCUUAUCCUCGCGGCCACCGUGAUUAUGCUGACCAUAGCCACUCCUCUCCUCGUCAUCUUCAGCCCCGUCCUCGUCCCUGCUCUCAUCACCGUCGGUCUCCUCAUCACAGGCUUCUUGGCCUCCGGUGGAUUCGGCAUUGCAGCCAUCACCGUUCUGUCCUGGAUCUACAGGUAUGUGACGGGGAGGCACCCACCGGGAGCGGAUUCCCUCGACCAAGCUAGGAUGAAGCUAGCUGGGAAGGCAAGAGAAAUGAAGGAUAGGGCGACGGAGUUCGGGCAGCAGCAUGUUACCGGUCAGCAGACCUCUUAGAAAUAAGGGGACUCGCAGGCAGCUAUGCAUAAUGCAUGUUAGCUAGCUAGAGUAAGUAAUGGCGAGUCGUGGCCCGGCCGCAGAUGAAGGAUGUUGAUGAUGGAAUAUGAAUUUGUCAGAUUUUGAGGGUUCAUAUUUGGUUGCUUAAGCGUCUUUGUUCCUUUUGUAUCUCCCCCUGGGUUUAUAUUCUCGUGUUGCGUGUCUUUUUUUCGUAUGUUUCUCGAGUUUAAAAAUAAUAAUGAGCAAUUUUUGGUGGCUGCCUUGUAAUGUAAUUGAAUGU